Babesia sp. Xinjiang is the source of this 1920-nucleotide messenger RNA. RefSeq names its product 5'-3' exoribonuclease 4. Gene Ontology annotation, biological process: nuclear-transcribed mRNA catabolic process. Gene Ontology annotation, cellular component: nucleus. Lineage: Eukaryota; Apicomplexa; Aconoidasida; Piroplasmida; Babesiidae. Gene Ontology annotation, molecular function: 5'-3' RNA exonuclease activity; RNA binding. The transcript is spliced from 7 exons. The record is from RefSeq and is a predicted model, not a curated record. The coding region runs from base 1 to 1920 and encodes 639 amino acids.
AUGAUUUUGCGGCACAGGGCGACCGCACUUGCCAUAGCAAUAUGUUCUAUAAUCGGUGUAUUUCAACAAGUCAGGGUGACUGUAUUAGGAGGACACGUGAAUUCGAAAAGAAUUGCAUUUCUCUCUCCACCGGCAUCAUCUACAAGACAUAAUUAUAACUCGUCGCGAAAUACAGAAAAUGAUGAGGAAGGGAAGACACGUGAUCGUGACUUCAGGUGCUUUGGCGUACCUCGGCUUUUCUCCUGGCUACAGGAACACUUUGGGAACUUCAAAACAGGGCUGGAAAAGGCAAUAGAUAAACGGCCAGUGGACCACUUUUACAUCGAUAUGAAUGCAAUUAUACAUGUUGCAACACAUGGAAACAUGUCACCUAUAGUACAGAUGGAAAAUGAACAACGACUCCGACGUAUCACUUCAGCAAUAGAAAUGCUAUUCAACGUUGUAAAACCAAAAAAAAUGCUCUAUAUGGGAGUCGACGGGGUCUGUCCAACAGCCAAAAUCAAUCAGCAACGAGGACGUAGAUUCAGGAUAUCGAAGAACGUAGAUCAACUGGCUGAAAUAUGUAGCCAAGUCAGCAGCGAAAACGGAGAUACAUAUGUCGCACAAAGGUUGCCGUUUGACGAAUACGAUAAUGUCACAUUCAACCCCAAUCACAUCUCCCCUGGCACAGACUUCAUGCAGAUACUCGACAACGAAGUCGCAAAUUGGCUCGCACUCAAAACAGUAGAGGGAUUCUUUGGCAAGUGCUCAGUGGUAUACAAUGGAGUUACAGUGCCUGGAGAGGGUGAACAUAAAAUAUUCCAGUGUAUACGCAAAAUGAACAAGGCAAGUAGACACGCCCGCAAAGAGAUGCAUCUGGUAUACGGUCUAGAUGCAGACCUUAUGAUGCUAUCAAUGGCACUUAAAAUGCCAAACAUCAAGGUAUUGAGAGAGGAAAGGAACUACGCGCCACAUGUAGUCUGCAAAAAAAAAGGAGAGCCAUACUUCGCCACAGACACAGGUAUUGUACACCUACAUAAAUGGGACUUCAUCGACCUAAAAAAAACAAACUUCGAAGUAGUAUCACUUAGAACACUUCGGAAGAGGAUGUACGAACAUUGCCUCAAACAUCUGAUGAUGAAGUUUCGCACAGCUAGCUUCGCCUUCCUGAACAGACCGGAGGCACCGUACAGGCUAACAGACGACUUCGUACUUCUAUCUUUCCUAGCUGGUAACGACUUCUUGCCAAGACUCCCAACGGUAGAUUUCGCAAACCAAAGCUUCUUGGAAAUGAUAACAACCUACUAUGUACUCAUGCAAAAGUGGAAAGGAUUUCUAACGGAUGGACUCAAAAUACAUAUUCCAAGGCUUCAGACGCUUUUCAAGGCGCUUUCGAAAUACGAAAUGAAAUGGUUCAAGGAAAGGGCUCAAGUUGAAGACGUCAGUGAGUAUAGCAGUCCCAAGUUGUACGCCGAUUAUUAUCAUACGCAAAAGUGCCAGGUGUAUGGAAAAGCCAAUAUCAGACGCAUGUGUAUCGAUUACUUAAAGGGGCUAUUUUGGAUACUCAGCUACUAUCACCAUGACUGCCCGAGUUGGGACUGGAGCUACAGGUACCAUUAUGCACCGCUGGUGUCGGACCUUGCCGAAGUGUCGACAGUAGAUGUCACAUUCAACAAGGGAGGGCCUAUCACGCCGCUAGAACAUUUGCUAGCAGUUUCACCGCCAAAUGGUAACGAACUGCUACCACCAUCAUACAGACAAUUGUCUACGUCUGAUGGUGAACUUCAUCAAUACUUUCCUACUGAGUUCGAAAUCAAUGAAGACGGUAAAACCAAUGAAUGGGAGCAUGUGGUGAAAUUGCCAUUCGUUAACACCCACAAACUAGUUAAGGCAGCACAAAAGGUUAAUGCAGGACUCAAGUUCAGCUCACUUUACAAGUAA